Molecule: messenger RNA, 8818 nt
Organism: Hyaena hyaena (striped hyena)
Lineage: Eukaryota; Metazoa; Chordata; Mammalia; Carnivora; Hyaenidae
Gene: VWF
Product: von Willebrand factor
Exons: 52
Coding region: 247-8685 (2812 amino acids)
Biological process (GO): cell-substrate adhesion; blood coagulation
Cellular component (GO): extracellular matrix
Molecular function (GO): protein binding
Source: RefSeq, a predicted model, not a curated record
GGCAGCUCACAGCUAUUGUGGUGGGAAAGGAGGGGGGGCUGGUGGACGUCACAACUCGGCCUUUAUCUCCCCCUGGCCACGGGGAGUGCGCAGCCCCUGGGUCACUUAGCCAGACAGUCCAGAGCUGCGAGCGGUCCCAGUGGCCUUAGCUGCUGGGGAGCAUGACCUAGGCUGGCGGCACGUCGUGUGGCACUGAGCUUCCCAAGGGAUCUUGGAGAUACCUGCAGCCCCCGCUUGCAGGGAAAGAUGAUUCCUGCCAGGCCUGCGAGGGUGCUGCUUGCUCUGGCCUUCACCUUGCCAGGGAUCCUUUGUGCAAAAGAGAUGGUUGGCAGGUCGUCGAUGGCCCGGUGCAGCCUCUUUGGAGAUGACUUCAUCAACACCUUUGAUGAAAGCAUGUACAGCUUUAUGGGAGACUGUAGUUACCUCCUGGCUGGGGACUGCCAGAAACGCUCCUUCUCCCUUAUCGGGGACUUCCAAAAUGGCAAGAGAGUAAGCCUCUCCGUGUAUCUCGGGGAAUUUUUCGACAUCCAUUUGUUUGUCAACGGUACUGUGCUGCAGGGGGACCAAAGCAUCUCCAUGCCCUAUGCCUCCAACGGGCUGUAUCUAGAGACCGAGGCUGGGUACUACAAGCUGUCCAGUGAGGCCCAUGGCUUUGUGGCCAGAAUUGAUGGCAGUGGCAAUUUUCAAAUCCUGCUGUCAGAUAGAUACUUCAACAAGACCUGUGGGUUGUGUGGCAACUUUAACAUCUUUGCUGAGGAUGACUUCAGGACUCAAGAAGGGACCUUGACCUCGGACCCCUACGACUUUGCCAACUCCUGGGCCCUGAGCAGUGGGGAACAACAGUGCAAACGGGUAUCCCCUCCCAGCAGCCCAUGCAACGUCUCAUCUGAGGAAACACAGAAGGGCCAGUGGGAGCAGUGCCAGCUUCUGAAGACUGCCUCGGUGUUUGCCCGCUGCCACCCCCUGGUGCCCCCCGAGCCUUUUGUGGUCCUGUGUGAGAAGACUCUGUGCACAUGUGCAGAGGGGCUGCGGUGCCCUUGCACGGCACUCCUGGAGUACGCCCGGGCCUGUGCCCAGCAGGGAAUGGUCUUGUACGGCUGGGCUGACCACACCACAUGCCGACCGGCAUGUCCUGCUGGCAUGGAGUAUAAGGAGUGCGUGUCCCCUUGCACCAGAACUUGCCAGAGCCUGCACGUCAAAGAAGUGUGUCAGGAGCAAUGUGUGGAUGGCUGCAGCUGCCCUGAGGGACAGCUCCUGGAUGAAGGCCGCUGCGUGGAAAGUGCUGAGUGUUCGUGUGUGCAUGCUGGGAAGCGGUACCCCCCAGGAGCCUCGCUCUCGCAGGACUGCAACACCUGCAUUUGCCGAAAUAGCCUGUGGAUCUGCAGCAAUGAAGAAUGCCCAGGGGAGUGUCUCGUCACAGGACAAUCCCACUUCAAGAGCUUUGACAACAGGUACUUCACCUUCAGUGGAGUCUGCCAGUAUCUGCUGACUCAGGACUGCCAGGACCACACCUUCUCUGUUGUCAUAGAGACUGUCCAGUGCGCUGAUGACCCUGAUGCUGUCUGCACCCGCUCCGCCACUGUCCGCCUGCCUGGUCUGCACAACAGCCUUGUGAAGCUGAAGCAUGGGGGAGGAGUCUCCAUGGAUGGCCAGGACAUCCAGAUGCCUCUCCUGCAAGGUGACCUCCGCAUCCAGCACACCGUGAUGGCUUCUGUGCGCCUCAGCUAUGGCGAGGACCUGCAGAUGGACUGGGAUGGCCGUGGGAGGCUGCUGGUGAUGCUGUCCCCGGUCUACGAGGGGAAGACGUGCGGCCUGUGCGGGAAUUACAACGGCGACAGGGGUGACGACUUCCUCACGCCCGCGGGCCUGGUGGAGCCCCUCGUGGAGGACUUCGGGAACGCCUGGAAGCUGCACGCGGACUGUGAGGACCUGCAGAAGCCGCACAGCCAUCCCUGCAGCCUCAACCCGCGCCUGACCAGGUUUGCGGAACAGGCGUGCGCUCUGCUGACGUCCCCCAAGUUCGAAGCCUGCCACCGCGCCGUGAGCCCUGUGCCCUACGUGCAGAACUGCCGCUAUGACGUCUGCUCCUGCUCCGACGGCAAAGACUGUCUCUGCAGCGCCGUGGCCAGCUACGCCGCAGCCUGUGCCCGGAGGGGCGUGCACGUUGGGUGGCGGGAGCCCAGCUUCUGUGCACUGAGCUGCCCACAGGGCCAGGUGUACCUGCAGUGUGGGACCCCCUGCAACAUGACCUGCCGCUCCCUUUCGUACCCGGAUGAGGACUGCAAUGAGGUCUGCCUGGAAGGCUGCUUCUGCCCCGCAGGGCUGUACCUGGACGAGAGGGGAGACUGUGUGCCCAAGGCCCAGUGCCCCUGUUACUAUGAUGGCGAGAUCUUCCAGCCCGAAGACAUCUUCUCAGACCAUCACACCAUGUGCUACUGUGAGGAUGGCUUCAUGCACUGUACCACGAGUGGAGCCCCAGGAAGCCUGCUGCCCGACACUUUCCUCAGCAGCCCCCUGUCUCAUCGCAGCAAAAGGAGCCUGUCUUGUCGGCCCCCCAUGGUCAAGCUGGUGUGCCCUGCUGACAACCCAAGGGCUGAAGGGCUCGAGUGUGCCAAGACCUGCCAGAACUAUGACCUGCAGUGCAUGAGCACGGGCUGUGUGUCCGGCUGCCUCUGUCCCCCAGGCAUGGUCCGGCAUGAAAACAGAUGUGUGGCCCUGGAAAGGUGUCCCUGCUUCCAUCAAGGCAGAGAAUACGCCCCAGGAGAAAUGGUGAAAAUUGACUGCAACAUUUGUGUCUGUCGGGACCGGAAGUGGAACUGCACGGAUCAUGUAUGUGAUGCCACGUGCUCCGCCAUUGGCAUGGCACACUACCUCACCUUCGACGGGCUCAAAUAUCUGUUCCCUGGAGAGUGCCAGUACGUUCUGGUGCAGGAUUACUGUGGCGGUAACCCUGGGACCUUCCGGAUCCUGGUGGCAAAUGAGGGGUGCAGCUACCCCUCAGUGAAAUGCAAGAAGCGGGUCACCAUCCUGGUGGAAGAAGGCGAGAUUGAACUGUUCGAUGGGGAGGUGAAUGUGAAGAAGGCUAUGAAGGAUGAGACUCACUUUGAGGUGGUGGAGUCUGGUCAGUACCUCAUUCUGCUCCUGGGCAAGUCACUGUCUGUGAUCUGGGACCACCGCCUGAGCAUCUCUGUGGCUCUGAAGCAGACAUACCAGGAGAAAGUGUGUGGCCUAUGUGGAAACUUUGAUGGUAUCCAGAACAAUGACUUCACCACCAGCAGCCUCCAAGUGGAAGAAGAUGCCGUGGACUUUGGGAAUUCCUGGAAAGUGAGCCCACGGUGUGCCGACACCAGGAAGGUACCACUGGACUUGUCCCCUGCCACCUGUCACAACAACAUCAUGAAGCAGACGAUGGUGGAUUCCUCCUGCAGGAUCCUCACCAGUGAUAUUUUCCAGGACUGCAACAGGCUGGUGGACCCUGACCCAUUCCUGGACAUUUGCAUCUACGACACUUGCUCCUGUGAGUCCAUUGGGGACUGUGCCUGCUUCUGUGACACUGUUGCUGCCUACGCCCACGUGUGUGCCCAGCAUGGCAAGGUGGUGGCCUGGAGGACAGCCACAUUGUGUCCCCAGAGCUGCGAGGAGAGGAAUCUCCGUGAGAACGGGUAUGAGUGUGAGUGGCGCUAUAACAGCUGUGCCCCGGCCUGUCCCAUCACAUGCCAGCAUCCUGAGCCACUGGCGUGCCCUGUGGAGUGUGUGGAAGGCUGCCACGCACACUGCCCUCCUGGGAAAAUCCUCGAUGAGCUUUUGCAGACCUGCAUCGACCCCGAAGACUGUCCUGUGUGUGAGGUGGCUGGUCGUCGCUUGGCCUCGGGAAAGAAAAUCACCUUGAACCCCAGUGACCCUGAGCACUGCCAGAUUUGUCAUUGUGAUGGUGUCAACCUCACCUGUGAGGCCUGCAGGGAGCCUGGAGGCCUAGUGGUGCCCCCCACGGAAGGCCCGGUCCAAACCACCACCCCAUAUGUGGAGGCCACCCCGGAGCCGCCCCUCCACAACUUCUACUGCAGCAGGCUUCUGGACCUGGUUUUCCUGCUAGAUGGCUCCUCCAAGCUGUCUGAGGCCGAGUUCGAAGUGCUGAAGGGCUUUGUGGUGGGCAUGAUGGAGCGUCUGCACAUCUCCCAGAAGCGGAUCCGUGUGGCCGUGGUAGAGUACCACGAUGGCUCCCACUCCUACAUCCAGCUCAAGGACCGGAAGCGACCCUCGGAGCUGCGGCGCAUAGCCAGCCAGGUGAAGUAUGCGGGCAGCGAGGUGGCCUCCACCAGCGAGGUCUUGAAGUACACGCUGUUCCAGAUCUUUAGCAAGAUUGAUCGCCCUGAAGCAUCUCGCAUUGCCCUGCUCCUGAUGGCCAGCCAGGAGCCCCCGAGGCUGGCCCGAAAUUUAGUUCGCUACGUGCAGGGCCUGAAGAAGAAGAAAGUCACUGUGAUCCCUGUGGGCAUCGGGCCCCACGCCAGCCUCAGGCAGAUCCAGAACAUUGAGAAGCAGGCCCCCGAGAACAAGGCCUUUGUGCUCAGUGGUGUGGAUGAGCUGGAGCAGCGAAGGGAUGAGAUUAUCAACUACCUCUGUGACCUUGCCCCUGAAGCACCUGCCCCUCCCCAGCAUCCCCCUGCGGCACCAGUCACUAUGGGUCCAGAGCUCUUGGGGGUUUCAUCCCCAGGACCCAGAAGGAACUCCAUGGUUCUGGACGUGGCGUUUGUCCUGGAAGGGUCUGACAAAAUUGGUGAGGCCAACUUCAACAGGAGCAGGGAGUUCAUGGAGGAGGUGAUUCGGCGCAUGGACGUGGGCCAGGGUGGCAUCCACGUCACAGUGCUGCAGUACUCGUACAUGGUGACCGUGGAACACACCUUCAGGGAGGCCCAGUCCAAGGGUGAGGUCCUGCAGCAGGUGCGGGAGAUCCGAUACCGGGGCGGUAACAGAACCAACACUGGACUGGCCUUGCAGUACCUGUCCGAACACAGCUUCUCAGCCAGCCAGGGGGACCGGGAGCAGGCACCUAACCUGGUCUACAUGGUCACCGGAAACCCUGCCUCUGACGAGAUUAAGCGGAUGCCUGAAGAUAUCCAGGUGGUACCCAUUGGAGUGGGCCCUCAUGCCAACGUGCAGGAGCUGAAGGAGCUCAGCUGGCCCAAUACCCCCAUACUCAUCAAGGACUUUGAUGUGCUCCCCCGAGAGGCUCCUGAUCUCGUGCUGCAGAGGUGCUGCUCUGGAGAGGGGCAGAUCCCCAUGCUCCCUCCCGCCCCAGACUGCAGCCAGCCCCUGGAUGUGGUCCUCCUCCUGGACGGCUCCUCCAGCUUGCCAGCUUCUUCUUUUGAUGAAAUGAAGAGUUUCGCCAAGGCUUUCAUUUCAAAAGCCAAUAUAGGGCCUCAGCUCACUAAGGUGUCGGUGCUGCAGUAUGGAAACAUCACCACCGUUGAUGUGCCGUGGAAUGUGGCCUAUGAGAAAGUCCAUUUGCUGAGCCUCGUGGACCUCAUGCAGCAGGAGGGAGGCCCCAACAAAAUUGGGGAAGCUUUGAGUUUUGCUGUGCGAUAUGUCACCUCAGAAGUCCAUGGUGCCAGGCCUGAAGCCACGAAGGUGGUGGUCAUUCUGGUCAUGGGUGUCUCCGUGGAUUUGGUGGACGCUGCAGCCAAUGCCGCCAGAUCCAAUCGAGUGACAGUGAUCCCCGUUGGAAUUGGGGAUGGAUAUGACGAGGCCCAGUUGAGAAUCUUGGCAGGUCCAAAGGCCAGCUCCAACGUAGUGAAGCUCCAGCGAAUUGAAGACCUCCCCACCAUGGCCACCCUAGGAAAUUCCUUCUUCCAUAAGCUGUGCUCUGGGUUUGUUGGAGUUUGCGUGGAUGAGGAAGGGAAUGAGAAGAGCCCUGGGGACACCUGGAACUUGCCAGACCAGUGCCACACAGUGACUUGCCUGCCAGAUGGCCAGACCUUGCUGAAGAGUCAUCGAGUCAACUGUGACCGGGGCCCAAAGCCAUCAUGCCCCAACAGCCAGUCCCCUCUAAGGGUGGAGGAGACUUGUGGCUGCCGCUGGACCUGCCCAUGUGUGUGCAUGGGCAGCUCUACACGGCACAUUGUGACCUUUGAUGGGCAGAAUUUCAAGCUGACUGGCAGCUGUUCGUAUGUCCUCUUUCAAAACAAGGAGCAGGACCUGGAGGUGAUUCUGCACAACAGUGCUUGCAGCCCUGAGACGAGGCAGGCCUGCACGAAGUCUAUUGAGGUGAAGCAUGAGGGCCUGUCACUUGAGCUCCACAGUGACAUGCAGCUGACAGUGAAUGGAAGACUGGUCUCUGUCCCAUACGUGGCCGGGGACAUAGAAGUCAAUGUCUAUGGCACCAUCAUGUAUGAGAUGAGAUUCAACCAUCUUGGCCACAUCUUCACAUUCACUCCACAAAACAAUGAAUUCCAGCUGCAGCUCAGCCCCAAGACCUUUGCUUCCAAGAUGUAUGGUCUCUGUGGUAUCUGCGAUGAGAAUGGGGCCAAUGACUUCAUGCUGAAGGAUGGCACGGUCACUACGGACUGGAAGGUGCUCAUCCAGGAAUGGACGGUGCAGCAGCCGGGGAGGACGUGCCAGCCUGUUCCCGAGGAGCAGUGUCCUGCCUCCAGUGGUUCCCACUGCCAGCUCCUCCUCUCAGCCCUGUUUGCCGAGUGCCACCAGCUCCUGGCUCCAGCCACCUUUUACGCCAUGUGCCAGCAGGACAGUUGCCACCAGGAGCAAGUCUGUGAGGCGAUUGCCCUGUACGCCCACCUCUGUCGGACCAAAGGAGUCUGUGUUGACUGGAGGAGGAGCGAUUUCUGUGCUAUGUCAUGCCCACCUUCCCUGGUGUACAGCCACUGUGAGCGAGGCUGCCCCCGGCUCUGUGAGGGCAAUGUGAGCUCCUGUGCGGGACAUCCCUCAGAAGGCUGCUUCUGCCCCCUGCAUCAAGUCCUGCUGGAGGGUAGCUGUGUCUCUGAGGAGGCCUGUACCCAGUGCGUCAGCAAGGAUGGAGUCCGGCACCAGUUCCUGGACACCUGGGUCCCGGCUCACCAACCUUGCCAGAUCUGCGUGUGCCUCAGUGGGCGGAAGAUCAACUGUACGACACAGCCCUGCCCCACUGCCAGAGCUCCCACGUGUGGCCCCUGUGAAGUGGCCCGCCUUCGCCAGAGCCCAGAGCAGUGCUGCCCGGAGUAUGAGUGUGUGUGUGACCUGUCAAGCUGUGACGUGCCCCCGGUGCCUCCCUGUGAAGGGGGCCUCCAGAUGACCCUGACCAAUCCCGGCGAGUGCAGACCCAACUUCACCUGUGCCUGCAGGAAGGACAAGUGCAGAAGGGAGUCCCCGCCCUCCUGCCCCCCGCAUCGGACGCCGACCCUUCGGAAGACUCAGUGCUGUGAUGAGUAUGAGUGUGCUUGCAGCUGCGUCAACUCCACAGUGAGCUGCCCACUGGGGUACCUGGCCUCCACAGCCACCAAUGACUGUGGCUGCACCACGACAACCUGCUUCCCUGACAAGGUGUGUGUCCACCGAGGCACCAUCUACCCUGUAGGCCAGUUCUGGGAGGAGGGCUGUGAUGUGUGCACCUGCACCGACAUGGAGGAUGCUGUGAUGGGGCUGCGCGUGGCCCAGUGCUCCCAGAAGCCCUGUGAGGACAACUGCCGGUCGGGCUUCACUUAUGUCCUCCAUGAAGGCGAGUGCUGUGGAAGGUGUCUGCCAUCUGCCUGUGAAGUGGUGAUUGGUUCACUGCGGGGGGACUUCCAGUCUCACUGGAGGAAUGUUGGCUCUCAUUGGGUCUCUCCUGACAACCCCUGCCUCAUCAAUGAAUGUGUCCGAGUGAAGGAAGAGGUCUUUGUGCAACAGAGGAACGUCUCCUGCCCCCAACUGAACAUCCCUGCCUGCCCUGUGGGCUUCCAGCUGAGUUGUAAGACCUCAGAGUGUUGCCCCACCUGUCACUGCGAACCCCUGGAGGCCUGCAUGCUCAAUGGCACCAUCAUUGGGCCCGGGAAAAGCCUGAUGAUUGAUGUGUGCACCACCUGCCACUGCACCAUCCAGGUGGGGCCCGUCUCUGGAUUCAAGCUGGAGUGCAGGAAGACCACCUGUGAGGCCUGUCCCCUGGGUUACAAGGAAGAGAAGAGCCAAGGCGAAUGCUGUGGCAGAUGCUUGCCUGUGGCUUGCACCAUUCAGCUAAGAGGGGGCCAGACCAUGACAUUGAAGCGCGAUGAGACCCUCCAGGAUGGCUGUGAUAGUCACUUCUGCAAGGUCAAUGAGAGGGGAGAAUACAUCUGGGAGAAGAGGGUCACAGGCUGCCCGCCCUUUGAUGAACACAAGUGUCUGGCCGAGGGAGGGAAAAUCUUGAAAAUUCCAGGCACCUGCUGUACCACGUGUGAAGAGACAGAUUGCAAGGAUAUCACUGCCAGGCUGCAGUACGUCAAAGUGGGAGACUGUAAGUCUGAAGAGGAAGUGGACAUUCACUACUGUGAGGGUAAAUGUGCCAGCAAAGCCUUGUACUCCAUUGACACGGAGGACGUGAGGGACCAGUGCUCCUGCUGUUCGCCCACUUGGACGGAGCCCAUGCGGGUGCCCCUGCGCUGCACCAACGGCUCCCUCAUCUACCAUGAAGUCCUCAACGCCAUGCGGUGCAAGUGCUCCCCCAGGAAGUGCAGCAAGUGAGGCCGCCGCCCCGGGUGCCUCCUGUCGCCUGCCUCACUGGACCUGACCGCUGGGCCCGAGCGCUGCUCUGUCCUCUCUGUGCUCUGCUCUCGUGCCCUCCUGAGCCCACAAUAAAGGUCAAUCUCUCACCUUG